This is a messenger RNA of Ascochyta rabiei, 1749 nucleotides long. RefSeq names its product Nitrogen permease regulator 2. NCBI's taxonomy places the organism in Eukaryota, Fungi, Ascomycota, Dothideomycetes, Pleosporales, Didymellaceae. Gene Ontology annotation, cellular component: GATOR1 complex; vacuolar membrane. Gene Ontology annotation, molecular function: GTPase activator activity. Gene Ontology annotation, biological process: negative regulation of TORC1 signaling; positive regulation of autophagy. The transcript has 3 exons. The record is from RefSeq and is a predicted model, not a curated record. The coding region runs from base 1 to 1749 and encodes 582 amino acids.
AUGCCUACGCGCGCAAUCAAGGCUAUCUUUUAUACGCGCUUUCACCACGAAAAAGGCUCACGCGUCCUCCACCAAGUCCCGGCGGGCGCAGUAACGCCCUCGUCUUCGCCCUCAGCUCUUCCCGCACCCCUCUUUCCCUUCUCUUCCAUCACACAAUACCUCAUUCCCACCCAGCAGUUCUGCGACCGCCUGAUUACCUGCUGCGCCAACCACCACCGCAUCAUUGGCUACCCAGUCUGCAUAAAGGAGGAGAAGAAGUACGAGAGAAACGAGUUCAUCUUCAACUUCGCCAUUGUGAUUGGAGAGAAUGAAGUUGAUUGGGCGUGCUACGGUCAGGUGGUGCGAAAGCUGGGCAGACUGCUGAGAGGGUUAGAAGAGCAGGGCGGAUUUCUGAGCAAGGAAGAGGAGGGCGUCUGGGAUGAUGAGAACGUAGGGCUAGGAAUAGGUGGAGGCGGCAUGGACGACAGCAUGGGUGCGACUGGAUUUGGAAUGGGCAGCGGCAGCGGCAGCAAGGUGUAUGCGCUAUGCGAGAUGGUGCUUGAGGAUCUCAACAACUAUGCUGAAUGCAUGAUACCAAUUGACGACUCGAAUACGAUCAAUUUGAAGCUGUUCCCUACAAGACAACCUCCGCCGCCCGUUCAAGCACACCAGGUCCCUCUCCUCACCAUGUCGCUCGCUGGUCUGCAGUCGCCCAUCUCUUCAGACCUUACCUUGAAUCGCAUUCUGCCAUACAUCAAUGGUGUUCAUUCGAUAGCGCGCAUUGCUCAGCUGGCCGACACAGACUUGUCGUUGACGCGCAGAGCCGUCCAACACCUGGUCUACUAUGGAUGUCUCGUGCUUUUGGACAUUUUUCGCUUCGGUGCCAUCUAUGCACCAACUGCAGAGAUUGGCGGAUUUAUCGUAGAUGAUGAUGUCAAGGAGGAGUGCGUGCGCUAUGUUCGGACACCGCGGCUGAGGAUGGGCUCGGCAGCCAGCAAGAGUACAGUUGUGAGGGAGGAGUCGGGGAGGAGUCGCGACGAACGAAGCUCCAUCUCUUCUUCGGCAUCACAGCAGAGCGAUGCCGCCAGUUCGACAAUCCACGUCUCCGACUUCGAUGCCGAGGAGAACAAGGACGAAGAAGAUGACGAGUGGCACGUGGAUCACGAAACGAUCAUCACUCUGUACACCUCGUUGCGGCAAGGUCUUACGCUGAAAAGCUGGGUGUUGGAUAACGUCGACCUGCUCAGUGGGAUAGACAUUCGCCGCUUCAUAACCUUUGGCAUCAUCAAAGGCUUCCUCUACCGCGUGCACAAGUACGCAUACGCAACAUCAACAGCAUUGCCUCCCGCACCAGCAGCCAGCCUCCAGCAUUCAGCUGUUCACUCAGCAUCCAACUUGAGAGACUCGGACACGACCACAAUCCGUGGCAACUCCCGCCACCCUUCCCUCUCCAACCUGCACUCCCAUGCACAGCAUCCUUCGUUCUCCCUACACCGCCCAUCUGUAGCGUCAACGACCAGUCUGAAUCCACACCUGGCGAACGUUCAUCAGCACCAGCAACCGCCGAGCAUCUCACGAAACCAGGAUCUGAGAGACAUGAACGAGCUGGUCAGUGAGAGGGAGAGGGAGAGCGGGCUGCAUCUGGUCAGGUUUCUGGACGGUAUGCAUUGCUUUGAUGAGAUUUGUAGUGAGCUCUCGCUACCGGAGAAGGUGGUGGAAAGAAAGAUUAGAGGCUCAGGCGAGGAUCUGGGAGUCAUCAUACACCGGUGA